Messenger RNA from Theileria parva strain Muguga, 1297 nucleotides. RefSeq names its product putative integral membrane protein. Lineage: Eukaryota; Apicomplexa; Aconoidasida; Piroplasmida; Theileriidae. Bases 106 to 1266 code for a protein of 386 amino acids. The record is from RefSeq and is a predicted model, not a curated record. The transcript has 8 exons.
UUUAUUACCAAAAUUGGUCUCACUAAUUGCACUAUUAUUUUAUGUUUUUUAAAUGGCAGUUUAAAUUUUUUUACACAUUUUUACUUAUCAAUCUACUAUUAUACAAUGGAAGCAGUCAGGUUCUUAAUUUUUUUACUUCUUUUCAAGGGCGCUUUUGCUAAACUCACCAACCAUUCAUCGCAGGAUAUUUUACAGUCUAAUGAAACUGGGAAAAGAGAGACUGUAAAGGUCACGGAGAGUAAAUCUGAGGAAAGAUGCGACUUAGAGCCAGAAAACCCAAUAGAUAUUCAGUUUAGGAGCUAUAUGGAUAAAUUUGCCAAUUCUGAAUCUGGAAAAUUUCUCAAAGAUUUAAUUUCCAAGAAAUCUGUCUCCAAAUUAUCAAAACCAAUUACGAACUUACUUGAAAAUGUUGACAAGGAACAUGUUGAAGGACUUAAUCAGAUACCAAAAGAGCCUUACGACAAGACUUGGAACUUUGUAAGCCUUGGUGUUUCCGCAUUAUAUGCUAUUGUUUUGGGCUAUUUUACCAUUUUCAGCCCUCUUUCCACCUAUACCACCAUGGCUAUAAGCUCUUUCGUCCUAUGUUCAAUUGUUAUUGGACUUUGUCAUGACCUAGUUCCUCUUUGGAUGGCAGCCUUAGUAAGCUUUGUAGGGGACCUUAUAGUAUUCAUCCUACUAACCUUUCUAGAUAAUAUAAAGAGGAGACAAAUUGGUGUUCUUUCAGUUUGCAUGGUAUUUUCUAAAAUGGUCUACGACGUUCAUGCUGUCGUUCCACUUGAAUACGUCAGUCCUUCGUUUACUGGAAUUUCUGGAAUCCUGGUCAACUAUGUUUUCCGGUCAAAUAGUUUCAUUUUUUUGAGGCUUACUUACUUAUUUUGCCUAAUUCUCCUCACUUGCACUCUUUUCAUUAGACUUCCAACUUAUGUUGCUGGAGAACCAAUGGAAUUGGAGGAAAUUGAUUCCGGAGCAACAAUCAUGAAAAAACUAAUUUGCUUCGUUUCAUCACUACCUGCUGCCGGAUUCUGUACACAGGUUUACUCUGGUUUAAGGAAAACUCCAAAUCCUCUUGGUCCAUUUACCUUUUUCAUUAUUCCGACCAAAUUCAGGCUGAACGAAUUGGAAUCUUACAUGAGCAUCACAUUUUGGGCUGUUUUUGGUGUUGUUUAUUACAGCUUAAUCAAACAUUCAACGGAAAACAACCUAACGACUCAUCCUAAAAAGAGAAGAUCAUGGAGAGCUUAUACUAGGACAAUUUCCAGAAUAUAGUUAAAAUUUUUUGUAAUAUAAUAAUUAUUUU